AUGAUCUCAGAGUAUAUCCAUCCCUUGCUCUGGGCCGUCGAUAUCUGCAACAUCGAGCCGUGUAAGACCACGACCGCAGAAAUCGGCCAAAACGCGAACAUGAACAUGAUCAAGAUGCCCCUCUCACCCCUACUACUCCUCCUCCUCCCGACUUUCACUGCGGCCCUCCAAGCCGCCAACUUCAACGUCUCGCCGGCCGUCGCCAACGCCCACUCCUGCGGCCAGGACUGCCAGCGCCGCCUCAACAGGACCAUCGAGGCAGACAUAUCCGUCGUCGGCCUCGAGUUCGACUACCCCUUCUACGAAACAGCCUCCAACUUCUCCUCGUCUCUUGGCCCGGGGGAACUCCUCAAGCUCCAGCCCCUCGACCCCCGGAACCUCACCAUCAACGGCGGCGCAACCGUCUUCCGCUUCCAAUACACAUCCCUCGACUACGACGGCUCCGUCGUCCCCGCCACGGGAUUCAUCGCCUUCCCCUACACGCCGCGCUACUCCUUUGCCCAGGAACUUGCGUCGGCGUCAAACACCUCCAUCCACAAGUACAGGCUGGCCGCCUUUGCCCACGGCACGAUUGGCAUCUCUCCCGGCUGCGCGCCGUCCAACGGGCCCGCGCUGUACGACUAUUCCACCUGGCAGCCCGUCCUGGAAAGGGGCUACGCCGUCGUCGCCACCGACUACGCCGGCCUGGGAAACAACUACACCAGCCACAAGUACCUCAGUCUUCCCGCGCAGGCAGGCGACGUGUACUACUCGGUGGUGGCGGCGCGCAAGGCAUUCCCGGCGUCAUUUACUAAGGAGUGGAUGAGCUUCGGCCACUCGCAGGGCGGCGGCGCCGUCUGGAAACUCGCAGAGAGCAGAUUUGUGCGCAACGACACGACGUACCUCGGCAGCGUGGCGAUUGCCCCCGCGACGUACUUCAUCAGACAGCUCGUGGAUAGCCUCUUGGCGGCGAAUUCCACGUCCUCGGGCGCGCAGAAGGGCACCGGCGCCGGGUUCUUACCAUACGUGCUCCUCGCGGCGCAGCGCGCCGUUCCCUCGUACAGGGAGUCGAUGCUGUCGCCAGUCUUGCGGAACAGGACGCAGCUGGCAGUCGAGGCACAGCUAUGUCUGGAAUCUGUGAUUGGCAUCAGUGUAGACCUGGACGCUAGCCAGCUCGUCUCGGUGGCAGGCGCUGAAAAGGAUAUUCCUACGCUGCUGGAGUGGGAGAAGAUGGUGGCUCCGGCACAGGGCGAUCCGAGUCCGGCGCCGGUCUUUGUUGUCCAGGGACAGAAUGAUACGGCGGUGUCGUGGAAGACGACAGUCCAGGCGUGGAAUUCUUCGUGUCAUGACGGUAAUGAACUGCACCUGAGGUUGUUUCCUACGCAAGGCCAUCGGCCGAGUUUGACCGCCGGUGCGGCCGAGUGGAUGGCCUGGAUGGACCAUCGGUUUGAAAGCAAGGAGAACAAGAGGUCCAAGAACAAGUGUACCAAGAUCACAAGGAUGCCAUUUAACUUGCAGUAUGUCAAGGCUCCUACUGAUAUAGACUUGAAGCCGUUUCUCAGCUAG
Messenger RNA from Metarhizium brunneum ARSEF 3297, 1545 nucleotides. RefSeq lists its product as uncharacterized. Gene Ontology annotation, biological process: lipid catabolic process. Gene Ontology annotation, molecular function: triacylglycerol lipase activity. The record is from RefSeq and is a predicted model, not a curated record. NCBI's taxonomy places the organism in Eukaryota, Fungi, Ascomycota, Sordariomycetes, Hypocreales, Clavicipitaceae.